Molecule: messenger RNA, 300 nt
Organism: Pseudocercospora fijiensis CIRAD86
Lineage: Eukaryota; Fungi; Ascomycota; Dothideomycetes; Mycosphaerellales; Mycosphaerellaceae
Exons: 1
Coding region: 1-300 (99 amino acids)
Source: RefSeq, a predicted model, not a curated record
AUGUCCAUCGACCCAACAGCUCAUUCUCUGCCCUCAGAUACAAGCAUCUCCUCCGCUUUAGCCUCCCAACGCAAUGCCAGCGGCUACGACUGUACGCCCUGCCGACUCAUGGGCUCCGCAACAUUUGUCGGUCUGGGCGCAUACACGUACUAUUCUGGCAUGAAACAGCUUCGACAGGCAGAGGUGCAACAGCAGAUUUUGAAGAGUGGAAGUAAAUUUGGGUUGGGUGCGAGGAAGGCGAGUAUUUUGGGGUUGAGUAUGGGGUGUGCUGCGUUGGGGAUGUAUAGGUUGGUGAAUUGA